AUGUCACGUCCAGUCACAUUACAAUACGCUCAGAAGUACCAUGUCAACUUUGGUACAUCCAGAGAGCGUGAAUUCUAUAAGUAUUUACCGCCAUACCAUUUCAAGCCACACGCCUUACACCAUAUUGGCCCCACUACACAAUCAAACGAAUAUGUCGCUCGAUCCUCGGCGGACCCCGUCCUGACGGCAUUCGCCCAACUAGGCACCUUGCGACUGGAUGCGCAGCGUUCGUUGAUCUCGCUCUUCGGUCGACACGAAGAACAUAUUCUCACGGAAGCUACUCGAACUCUAAGUCUGCGGAAUGACGGUGACCAUAAUACACGAGAUGAGCUCCGGUUUGGGAGCUGUACGAUGUCAUAUGACCGCAGCCUGUGCGUCUUUGUUGUGCCCGAUCUUGCUAAAGACAAUGCAUUCAAGGACCAUCCAGAUGUCGCUACAUUCCCAGACAUUCGGUUUCUCGCAUCGAGUCCUAUCAUCUGCCCGAAAGGCGUGGUGAUUGGGUCGUAUACGAUCUUGGACGACAAACCCCGCGAGCCCCUGGACGACAGGUCACUCCAGUUCCUGGUUGAUAUUGCAGCUACUGUCAUGAAUUAUCUGGCGACUAGUCACUCAAAAGUCCAGCAUUUCCGCAGUGAGCGCAUGAUGGUUGGCCUUGGAAGUUUUCUGGAGGGAAAAGGUAGUCUGCGUAACUCAUGGGUGGUUGACACCGACGUGACUCAGACCACGUUUGGUGAAAUGGACCAUGCAGAGGGGCAUGUCAACCGAGAGCAGCAAGAAAAGCAAAUUUCGCAUGACGUGGCUCAGAAUUACACACGAAGCCACCUCCCUUUUCGUCCAUACAAUCUUCAUAUCCCUAGAACCAAGACCCUACAGGGGGAUAGGGAGAAAUAUCGCUCACUUUCUAACUCGAGCACCAGCAAGAGGGAUGCCAGGGCCUUAUUGAAACUCAAAGAAGCAUCUCAAGAGGCCAUGACCAUAGGCAACGAUCAGUCAAGGCAGAAAUCACCGAAGGGUGAUUAUACUGCCAAAGUGAAUGAAACUUUUGGACGUGCAGCCAAUCUCAUCCGCGAGAGUAUCGAAGUUGAAGCAGUUGUCUUUUUCAACGCCAAUUUCGGCUCCCAGGAAGCUUUGGUGAACGACGCAAAGUCUGACACGGAAAGCAGUAGUUUUGAAAGCUGUUCUUCUGGUGAUGAGGUCACAUUCCGAGGCUCCCCCCGGCGUUCCUUCGCAGAUCAGGGGUUUCUUGACCCGGAACGGGCUAAAAGCUCGGGCAAAGCUGCGUUGAACCCGUGCGAAAUACUCGGAUUUGCCACUUCGAAUGCCUCUAGCGUCAAUGACCAGCCGACGGACGAUAACAAAAUCGCAUUAUCAGAGUCAUUUCUUGGGGGCCUUUUGCACCGAUAUCCUCGAGGGAAGAUUUUCAAUUUUGGUGAAGAUGGCACAGUCUCGUCGGAUGAUACCGGUGAUGGCGUAAUCAAACGAUUUUUGCGACGUCCUGGGGGCAAGAAGUAUAAAAAGACACAGAAGUCGCUUGUGCGGCAGGAUGCUCAGACCCUGCUUCAACUCGCUCCCGAGUCUCGAAGCAUCAUCUUCUCGCCUUUAUGGGAUUCACACAAGGGUAGGUGGUAUUCGGGGGCUUUGGCGUGGACAAAAGCCCCUCACCGUGUCUUCACUUCGAACGAUGAGUUAGCAUUCCUCUUGACAUUUGGAACAAGUGUCAUGGCAGAAGUGCACCGGCUCGGCGCUCAUUUCGCUGAUCGAGCAAAAUCAGACUUGCUCUCAGGGCUCAGUCAUGAACUUCGAUCCCCUCUACAUGGAAUUUUCGGCACAGCAGAACUUUUCCAUGACACUGUUAUGGACGCGCUGCAACGAGGAUUUAUUCAUACGAUUUCUUCUUGCGCAUACACACUACUUGGCUCGAUCAAUCAACUCCUCGAGUACGCUGGUAUCAAUGAUGUUCGACCGAAUGCUGUGGCCCACCCUCCGGGUGGCCGUAUCUACAAAAUUCCUGUGGACCGGAAAGUGGCCGCAGCCCGCCGUCCUUCGCAUCCUGGAGAGAAUGAAGUCAACACUUGUGUCGAACUUGAUGCUACCUUGGAAGAUGCAGUCGAAACUGUCUUUGCUGGCUAUUCCUUCUUCGGCAGUUCAGGAUCUCCUCUACGGGGUAUCGCCGGUGCUUCUACCUUGGGUAGCAAACAUACAGAUACACGAGAUGGGAUCAAGGUGGUUUUGGACAUUGACCGCACCCACAGUUGGAAAUUUUCAACACAGGCUGGGGCUUGGCAUGUCAUCCUAACGAAUAUCUUUGGGAAUGCCUUGAAAUUCACUCAAAGUGGUUAUAUCUACAUCUCUAUGAAGGCCUCUCCAGCCAAAUUCGGAAAAAGUGGCGAGGUCACAAGCUCAGCAGUCACCGUGAAAGUGAAGGACACUGGAUCUGGGAUUGACUCUGAUUUUCUGAAGAAUGGACUAUUCACUGCUUUCUCACAGGAAGAUAGCAUGACAACCGGCAAUGGUCUUGGGUUGAGCAUCACACGACGAAUACUCUUAUCGCUUGGCGGUGAUAUCCAGGUCGAUUCCGAUAAGAAUGUUGGCACUGAAGUUGUGGCAACUGUGAUCCUUGAUCACGCGUCUGCUCUGGACAACCUCGACAAAUUGGACAGUCACUCCCCCAUCACCAUGGCGCAAAAGCUUGCCUGCUCGAAGACUAUUGGAAUUUUAGGUCUCGGAACUUCUGAGUUAGACAUAGCUCUAUACAGAUCGUUACAAAAGCUCUGUCAAGACUGGUUCUCCAUGGAAGUCCGUUUGGUUGGGCCAUCGCAAACACAAUUCGCGCACUGCGACUUAUACAUAACUUCUCACGAGUAUCUGGACAUAGGGAAUCAGGAGACCAGGGCCAUUACACCCAUUCCAGGUGCUCCGUUUUCUUCGCCUGCCAUCAUAAUAUGUCCAUCCCCGAGGAAUGCGCACUCGAUGUCUGUCGGGGCUCAAAAUCGUGGGGAUGCACAUGUGCUCGAGUUUAUUAGCCAACCAUGCGGACCGCGCAAGUUGGCAAAAACAUUAGAAGCGUGUAUCAAACGUCAGCAGCUGCGGUUUGAUUCCCUCCAGGGCGAAGAAAAGAUACCAGACGGCCCAGGGAGCUUCCCAGCCGAUGUCAGCACCAACGAGCCUGAGAUGGACGAGACGUCGUCAAAUGGAGAGGUCAGCGGACAAUCCACGAUCGAAGUGGCAGCAUAUUCAGAAACAUACAGCCAGGCCCCGGUAGGAAUGCUCGAGUCGUGUAGACGCUCUCGGGGGAAUGUUGAGGACCCGCUUUCUCCAUCUGAAGAGGUCGCCAUCACGAGCCACGACACACCCAUCAAAAAGGAAAAUGGCCCCCUAGCAGACCUUCCAACGACCGUUCUUCUUGUGGAUGACAACGAUAUCAAUCUCAGAAUUCUCAUUGCUUUUAUGAAGAAGUUGAACUGCAAUUAUGUUAUUGCGCGAAACGGAGAAGAAGCCCUCGAGGUUUUCAAGGCCAAUUCCUCUGCUAUUGGAAUGAUUUUCAUGGAUAUCUCGAUGCCAAUCAUGGACGGCCUAGAAUCUACUAGGCGAAUUCGCGAGUUUGAGAAAACACUGGAAACCAAAUUCCGUGUCAGGAUUGCUGCCUUGACUGGCGUUGCGCAAACUGAUAUGCAACGCGACGCGAUUGGGUCUGGUAUGGAUUUAUUCCUCACCAAACCCGUCCGACUGAACAGUCUAGUGCCAAUAAUCAAAGGCAUACUUCCCCCGACCCAUGCGAUAUGGCAAGAGCAGUAA
This is a messenger RNA of Penicillium egyptiacum, 3795 nucleotides long. Lineage: Eukaryota; Fungi; Ascomycota; Eurotiomycetes; Eurotiales; Aspergillaceae. The record is from the annotation of a GenBank genome assembly.